AUGCCCGACUUCACUGAUAAACUCCGUCCAAGCCAGCCAGAUGGACCUGCAACCCUUGCCCGCGAACGAGAGCAAUCUAGUAUCUCAGUUGACGAGUUAGGACACCACCUAUUCUCGUCUGAUGGAUUUCUGGAGCGACAGGCUCGAAUUCUGCCCAUUUUACAAAGAGAGCCGCUUCUCGGAAAGGAUAAACAACAGACCCUUUCUCGGACAGACCGAUUCAAACUAGGGCUCGCCCGAGCAAAGCUGCUUCGUCGAUUGGUCGACCAACACCAAUGGAGUCAUGAUGAUUAUAAAAUGGCCGAGUAUCUUGUCAGCGAUGUUUCGCCAUAUUUCCUGCAUCUGGAGAUGUUCGUUACCACCGUCCGCGAGCAAGGCAACGAGGUUCAGCGAGCCCAUUGGAUGCCUCUGAUAGAAUCGUGGAAGAUCAUUGGAGCGUAUGCGCAGACAGAGCUCGGACAUGGUAGCAAUGUUCGAGGACUGGAGCUCCAGGCACGCUGGGAUCCCCAAACCCGCGAGUUUAUAUUGCAUAGCCCGACACUCACGGCCAGCAAAUGGUGGAAUGGCAGCUUGGGUCGAAUUGCCAAUCAUGCAAUUGUGGUUGCACAAUUACUUCUUCCCAAAUCUGAAUCUCCAGAUCAAUAUGUGUCACAUGGUCCUCAUCCAUUUAUUGUGCAAGUCCGAGAUAUGAAAACUCAUCAACCACUGGACGGUGUGGUAGUUGGAGAUAUCGGCCCCAAAUAUGGAUACAUCACUAUGGACAAUGCUUAUAUGCUUUUCAAUAACUUUCGAAUCCCCCACUCCGCUAUGCUCUCACGCUACUCAAGCGUGGACCCCAAGACAGGAAUCUACUCAAAACCAGCUCAGCCAGCCGUAGUCUACGGAUCAUUAACCUACGUCCGAGCUCAGAUAGUCGACCAUGCCCGACUCGUCCUCGCACGCGCAGUCACUAUCGCAGUCCGCUAUACAGCCAUCCGACGACAAUUCACAGACCGAGAUAGCAACACCCCUGGACCCGAAAUGUCCGUCCUCGAUUAUCCCACUGUUCAAAUUCGCAUUCUUCCUUUACUAGCUACUACAUUUGCCCUACACUACACCGGGCUCGCGAUGCGUCGCGUCUAUGAAAACGCACGACAAGACGUAGAGCGAGACGAUUUCCGCUCCCUAGCGCAUAUGCACAGUAUGUCAUCUGGGCUAAAGAGUCUUUGUACCAUGCUUGCUGCGGACGGGAUAGAGACCUGUCGAAGGGCUCUAGGUGGACAUGGCUUUGGGGGUGGAAGUGGGCUGAUUGAACUCAAUAAUGACUACUUAUCUAAGCCGACGGUGGAAGGGGAUAACUGGAUGAUUACACAACAGGUCGCUUCUUAUUUAAUUAAGAAGAUGGCUGGUGCUGUGGCAGCAUCUGAUACUCCGGGUGUGGAUGAGACGGAGGUUCGCUUCAAGGAGUAUAUUCGGACCGGACGUGGAUCUUCUCGUCAGGAAUAUCGUGUGUUGGAAAAUGAUCGAGAAAUCGCGAGGAGUUUUGAACUUCGUGCUACCGCUCUUGCAUAUGAUGCAUACGAGCAACGGGUUGUCAAGAAGAGAAGCUGGAAUAGUCUUCUCAUUCAACUGCAUAAACUGAGCAAAGCUCAAUCCCAGUCUAUUCUUGUGAACAGGUUUUUCGACGCUUUGUCGACCGAUGCCACACUGUCAAGUUCCUUGAGGGAUACUCUAUGGGACGUGUAUCGCCUCUUUGCCCUGAAUACAAUGGAAAACGAAGGAUAUGAUUUCUUCCGCUGCGGCGCCGUCUCUCAAUCCGAUCUUGACCUCUUACCAUCCCGAGUACAGGAUUUGAUGGCGAAAAUCCGACCACACGCUGUGAAGUUGGUGGAUUCGUGGAUGAUUCCAGAUUAUUUGCUCGACAGUGCGCUAGGACGGUACGAUGGACGCGUGUAUGAAGACCUUUUCAACCGAGCUCAUCGCCUAAACCCCUUGAAUGAAAUUACCUUCAACCCGAACUAUUGGGAGCAUGAAAUUGUCAAGGGGGGCGGAGAUGAUUGUUCUGAUAUAUUGGCAAAGCUGUAA
Messenger RNA from Penicillium odoratum, 2064 nucleotides. RefSeq lists its product as uncharacterized. NCBI's taxonomy places the organism in Eukaryota, Fungi, Ascomycota, Eurotiomycetes, Eurotiales, Aspergillaceae. Gene Ontology annotation, biological process: lipid homeostasis; fatty acid beta-oxidation using acyl-CoA oxidase. Gene Ontology annotation, cellular component: peroxisome. Bases 1 to 2064 code for a protein of 687 amino acids. The record is from RefSeq and is a predicted model, not a curated record. The transcript is spliced from 6 exons. Gene Ontology annotation, molecular function: FAD binding; acyl-CoA oxidase activity; fatty acid binding.